AGUUAAUUCAACACUGUACAUAUGCAUUCAGCACUGGAAAUGUACUAUUUUUUGUAUUUUGUUUAUUAUUUAUUCAAGUUAAGUGUUUGAUUUGUUGUGCAUACUGAAAUGCUUUUCUGUUCACCGCGGUUGUAAAGAGUCGUUAUUUGACUUACUGUAGCCUUCCUGUCAGUUUGAACCAAUCUGGUCAUUCUCCUAUAAUCUCUCUCAUCGACAAGGCGUAGGGAAGCAUAUCUGUCUGUUGAUGUAUAUAGCUAUUGUUUCAUUUUGAGGGCAUUUUAAGAGAGGCCCGGGCUUCCCAUGUAUAGUCUGUGGUGUGCAGUUGUUUCAUAAAGCCUAUAUGCUAUUAUAUGCAUUAUGUAUAUUAUGUGUAUUUUAUGUAUUUUGUGUUUGUAUGCGCAAUUCUUCCAUUGUGCUUUUGACUUCCCAUUGUUUUGGCAAACCUCUACUCUGCACUUUUCCUCCUGGUCUCAAAGAGACCAAAAAUUAUUUUUAUUCAUUUUAUUUCACGCCUUGUUUCAAAUAAUCAUUAAAAAAAGGUAAUGUCACAUUUGAGAAAACGCCAUGUCGCUGAUUCGAUGUUACCCCUUCUUUCCUAACCUCCCUGAUGCUGCAGAUGUUGGCAGGAGGCCCAAGUGCAGACGCAUACGCACCACCUUCACGCACACGCAGCUUCUGCAACUGGAGCGCGUGUUUGCUGAGACUCAGUACCCUGACAUCUGCAUGCGCGAGGAGCUCGCCCGCAGGAUCGACCUAGCCGAGGCUCGCAUCCAGGUUUGGUUUCAGAACAGGCGUGCUAAAGUGCGCAGGCAAGAUCGCGCAGCCAGUGGGACUCGAGCACCAACUAAAGAAGAGAAAAAUCUGGUGGAAAGGUCCAAUUCACAUGCUUCAUCAUCAUUAGUGAAGCUUGGCGAGUUCUGCUCAACCACUGAAGCCACAUGUAGUCCUCUACCGAAAAGCAAUGGAUGGCAUGUGGAAAAGUUUUCGCUCUAAGGUUGUUCACAACCCAACCCACUCACGUAGCUUAUGUACCCCUCUUUAUUUGUGUAUUAUUGGUUCCUGGAACAAUUUCUUUGACAUGAUCUAUAAAUAGUUCAUCUACCUCUUUAAA
This is a messenger RNA of Ictalurus furcatus (blue catfish), 1111 nucleotides long. RefSeq names its product paired like homeobox 2Ba (gene phox2ba). NCBI's taxonomy places the organism in Eukaryota, Metazoa, Chordata, Actinopteri, Siluriformes, Ictaluridae. Gene Ontology annotation, molecular function: DNA-binding transcription factor activity, RNA polymerase II-specific; RNA polymerase II transcription regulatory region sequence-specific DNA binding. The coding region runs from base 565 to 993 and encodes 142 amino acids. Gene Ontology annotation, biological process: regulation of transcription by RNA polymerase II. The record is from RefSeq and is a predicted model, not a curated record. The transcript is spliced from 2 exons.